AUGGAGCGUAAAAUCCCGGACUUCUCCGGCACUUGGGAAAUGAAGAGUUCUGAAAACUUUGAAGAGCUCUUAAAAGUGUUGGGUGUAAACGUGAUGCUGCGAAAGAUCGCGUGCAAGGCAGCGUCCAAGCCCUUGGUGGAGAUCACGCAGGACGGCGAGACCCUGUCCAUUAAGACCUCCACCACCGUGCGGACCACCCACAUCACUUUCACCGUGGGACAAGAGUUCAACGAGAGCACGGUGGACGGACGCCCCUGCACGAGUUCUCCACGUUGGGAGACGGACAGCAAGAUCAGAUGCGAGCAGACCCUGCAGAAAGGGGAGGGGCCUAAAACCUCCUGGACCCGUGAGAUAACCAACGACGGCAAGCUGAUCCUGACCAUGGGAGCAGAUGACGUGGUGUGCACCAGAGUCUACGAACGACAAUGA
Messenger RNA from Nerophis lumbriciformis (worm pipefish), 429 nucleotides. The record is from RefSeq and is a predicted model, not a curated record. NCBI's taxonomy places the organism in Eukaryota, Metazoa, Chordata, Actinopteri, Syngnathiformes, Syngnathidae.